AUGCAGCGCUCGGUCGGCGCCGGGCGGAUCGCGGUCAAGGCAGGCCCGGACGGCCGGACCCGGCUGGACGCGCUCCACCAGAAGGCCAACGCGAAGAUCCGCAUCCCGAAAGCCUAUGGGACCGCGCUCGAAGCGGUGCUGAUCAACACCGCCGGCGGUUUGACCGGCGGCGACCGGCUCGACUGGUCGGCGGCGGCGGGCGCGGGCACGCAUCUGGCGAUCGCCACCCAGGCCUGCGAGCGCAUCUACAAGAGCGCCGGCGGCACAGCGCAGCAGACGACCCGGCUCGAUGUCGGCGCCGGCGCCCGACUGGACUGGCUGCCGCAGGAAACGAUCCUUUUCGACGACAGCGGGCUCGACCGGUCGAUCGAGAUCGACAUGGCCCCGGACGCCGCUUUCGUGGGGCUUGAAACGCUGGUGCUGGGCCGCGCGGCGAUGGGAGAGACGGUGCGCCGCACGCAUCUGCGCGACCGCUGGCGGAUCCGCCGCGCCGGACAAUUGAUCCAUGCCGACAAUGUGCGCCUUGAUGGCGAUGUCACGGCGCUCGCAGACGGCCCGGCAACGCUUGCGGGCUGCACGGCAAUUGCCACGCUGGUCCAUGUCGCGCCCGGCGACGACGAACAGCGGGCGGCCCUGUCCGAACGGCUGCGGGCCGCGCUCGCGCCGAUGACCGCCGGCGCACUACAGGUUGGCGUCAGCGCCUUUGCCGGCAAAUGCAUCGUCCGGCUGAUGGCGUCCGAUGCCUACCGGGUGCGGCCUCUGGCGAUCGCAGCGCUAUCGAUCCUGCGCGACGGCGCGCCGCUCCCCGCCGUCUGGCGCUCAUAG
Molecule: messenger RNA, 825 nt
Organism: Effrenium voratum
Lineage: Eukaryota; Dinophyceae; Suessiales; Symbiodiniaceae
Source: the annotation of a GenBank genome assembly